AUGGCCUCACCGAGCAAAUAUUGGGAGCCAUAUAAUUUCAGUGCCGAAGUAUUGAGGGAACAGAGGCGUCAAGACAAAUCAUUAAACAAUCGUUGUAGUUAUGAUGAUACCGUGGAAUUUGUAUGGAUGUACUAUGACAUUGCUAAGAAUCCUGGACAAGAGAGAAUAAAAUUUGGUCCAUCAAACCAAAAUGAUUUUGGGCCUGAAGAAUUGGAGGCACUGAAGCGUCAACUCAAAUGUAUAAACAAGCGUUGUAGUGCAGGUGGUACCCUGUACACUGCGAUGGACAAGGUUUGCACUUUCUAUGAAGUUGAUUACGAACCUGGGAAACAGGUUUGCUUGCCAUGUUUGAAAAAAUAUCUCAAUCAAUAUAAAUAUCCCGAAACGGAAGAGAAGAAGAAAAACCCAGAAGGAAACCUCUAA
Macrosiphum euphorbiae (potato aphid) is the source of this 423-nucleotide messenger RNA. NCBI's taxonomy places the organism in Eukaryota, Metazoa, Arthropoda, Insecta, Hemiptera, Aphididae. The record is from the annotation of a GenBank genome assembly.